CAGUAUGCCCAAACUAUGAUCUUUGCCAUAGAGGAGAUCAAUAACAGCUCUGAGCUGCUGCCAGGCCUGUCUCUGGGCUACAGGAUCUUUGACUCGUGCCCCAGCAUCCCCCUGUCUGUGCGGGCAUCCCUGGCUCUGAUGAACGGAUAUGAGGAGGAGCCACAGAGCUGCACCAAGCCCUCCACCGUGCAUGCUGUCAUAGGGGAGACCACGUCCACCUCCACUAUAGCCAUGGCGCGCACCAUGGGGCCCUUCCACAUACCAGUGCUCAGUCAUUCAGCCACCUGUGCUUGUCUGAGUAACAGAAGGCAAUACCCUUCCUUCUUCAGAACCAUCCCCAGUGACCACUACCAGAGCAGAGCCCUGGCCCAGCUGCUCAAACACUUUGGCUGGACUUGGGUGGGGGCCAUCAGAACCAACAGUGACUAUGGUAACAAUGGCAUGGCCACCUUCCUGAAAGCAGCUUCCAGUGAAGGGGUGUGUGUCGAAUACUCAGUGGCAAUCUACAGGACCGACCCCAGAGAGUGGUUCCUAAAGGUGGUGGACAUCAUUAAACAGUCCACCUCCAAGGUGAUCGUGGCGUUUGCAGACGGCACAGACCUGGAAAUCCUGACGAAAGAGCUGCACCUGCAGAACGUGACGGGGUUUCAGUGGGUGGGUAGCGAGGGAUGGAUCACCUACCGUUACAUCGCCUCCCACGUCAACUACGCCGUGGUCCAGGGGGCGGUGGGCUUCGCUGUGCCCAACGCGGUCAUCCCCGGCCUGGGGGAGUUCUUGGCCAACAGGCGGCCCUCCACUCAGCUAGGGGACAGGGGUCUGGUGGAGUUGUGGGAGAGCGUGUUCAGCUGCAGCAUGACUCCUGGCUCCCCGGUCAGAGCCUGCACAGGGAGGGAAUCCCUGAGAGACACUGGAUCCCGCUACACAGACGUGUCCGAUGCUAGUCUGCUCAACAACAUCUACAAGGCUGUGUAUGCUGUGGCUCACGCACUACACCUGCUCACUACCUGUCAGAGUGGGAAGGGGCCUUUUCAAGAUAACACGUGUGCAGCCAGGGAUAAAAUAGAGCCGUGGCAGGUGUUACAUUACCUGACCCAGGUGAAUUUCACCACUAAGCAUGGUGAGAGGGUGUUCUUUGAUGAUCAGGGGGACCCAUCGGCACGCUACGCCCUGGUCAACUGGCAGAUGGAUAACACAGGGUACAUCUUGUUUGAGACCAUCGGCUACUAUGAUGCCUCACAACCAGAGGGCCAGAGGUUUGAGAUGAAGGAAGGUGUGAGUGCUGUCUGGGCAGACAAUCAGCCUGAGGUACCCAGGUCUAUCUGCAGUGAGAGCUGUCUGCCAGGGACACGCCGGGCCUUCGUUAAGGGGAAACCUUUCUGUUGCUUUGACUGCAUCGCCUGUGCAGAUGGGGAGUUCAGCAACACCACAAAUGCAGUGACAUGCACAACAUGCCCCCCCGAGUACAAGUCAAAUGAAGAGAGGAAUAGCUGUCACUUGAAAGGCAUUGAAUACCUCACCUUCAAGGAACUCAUGGGUAUACUGCUGGUAGCCUUCUCUGUGUUUGGUGGGUGUCUGACAAUGUCAAUAGCACUGAUAUUCUUCCACUACAGAAAGACUCCCAUAGUCAGGGCCAACAACUCUGAGCUGAGCUUCCUGCUGCUCUUCUCCUUGACUCUGUGUUUUCUGUGUUCUCUUACUUUCAUUGGCCGGCCCUCUGAGUGGUCCUGUAUGCUGCGUCACACAGCGUUUGGGAUCACCUUCGUUCUCUGCAUCUCUUGUGUUCUGGGGAAAACAAUAGUGGUGUUGAUGGCCUUCAGGGCUACACUUCCAGCCAGUAAAAUCAUGAAAUGGUUUGGGCUUCCACAGCAGAGACUCAGUGUUCUGGCUUUCACUCUCAUACAGGUCCUGAUCUGUGCUCUUUGGUUAACAGUCUCCCCUCCUUUCCCAUACAACAAUAUGAAGACAUAUAAGGACAAGAUCAUUCUAGAGUGUGAUGUGGGUUCAGCUAUUGGUUUCUGGGCUGUGUUGGGCUAUAUAGGACUCCUAUCUCUCUUGUGCUUUGUGCUGGCUUUUCUGGCUCGGAAGCUGCCUGAUAAUUUCAAUGAGGCCAAAUUCAUCACCUUCAGCAUGCUCAUAUUCUGUGCUGUCUGGAUCACCUUUAUCCCAGCUUAUGUCAGCACUCCUGGGAAGUUCACUGUAGCUGUGGAGAUCUUUGCUAUUCUGGCCUCUAGUUAUGGAAUGCUCUUUUGUAUAUUUCUCCCCAAAUGCUACAUAAUUUUAUGUAAACCAGAGAAAAACACCAAAAAACAUUUGAUGGGUAAAACGUCAUCAAAAACACUUUGA
Molecule: messenger RNA, 2343 nt
Organism: Oncorhynchus masou masou (cherry salmon)
Lineage: Eukaryota; Metazoa; Chordata; Actinopteri; Salmoniformes; Salmonidae
Product: extracellular calcium-sensing receptor-like
Exons: 5
Coding region: 16-2343 (775 amino acids)
Biological process (GO): G protein-coupled receptor signaling pathway
Cellular component (GO): plasma membrane
Molecular function (GO): G protein-coupled receptor activity
Source: RefSeq, a predicted model, not a curated record